CAAUGGAAGCUACUGGAAUGAAGACUUACGAUGAAGUUGCUGUGAGAAAGAACAAGCAGAAUAUUAUUUGGCUGAGUAUUGCGUUCUCCUUCAUCUAUUUCGGCAUUAACACCUAUAAGAAUUUCGCUGUUCCAUUGUUAGGAAAUCUGGGUGCUAUUUGCCUGGGAACCCUGUACACGGUGUCUGCUCUUGGCAACUUUAUCGUUCCAGUAAUUCUGUACCUCUCGGGAAGUGUGAAGGGAUGUCUUAUCGUAUCCAGCUUCGUCAUGGUGCUCUACAUUUUGCAGUAUGCAUACCUGAUACCCUGGUUUGCUCUCGUAAUGUGCUUUGUCACAGGCAUCUUCUUCUCGCUUUCGUGGUCUUCGGAGAGUAUUCUCCUCGCCCAGAAUAGCGUGGACGAGAACAUCUCUGCCAAUAGCAACAUGUUCUACGGCAUCUUCAUGAUUGGCAAUGUGUUCGGUAACACAUUCGGCUACGUCCUUCUGGACCUUGUCGGAUUGGAUCUGUCCAAUCGAGGCGAUGGCUGGAAUGGUGGCAUCUCCUGGUUGUUCAUCGGUCUGAGUGUCUCAGCUCUUAUCGGUAGCUUUCUGAUGUUCUUCGUCAGAAAGACCCUACCUACUUCGCCUGCUAAGAAGGUGGAAGUUGUGGCGACGGAACCACAGGCUGAGAAACCCGCCGAUUCUCCCGAGAAGAAGCCCUGGAAGAUGAUCUGGCAGAAGGUGGUAGCCGUGCUUCGCUGCCUCGGCCAGCCUCGCAUGCUCCUCCUCAUCAUGCUUUUCCUCAAUAAUGGAUACGCGCAGCUCGUCGUGUCCUCCCAGAUCACGCGGCAGAUCGUCAAUGUGAAGAUGGUGGGGCUCGCCAUGGCUCUCUUCGCCGUCGUGGAGGUCAUCACCACCGCUAUCUCGUGGAAGCUCGCGGAUCGAGUCGGCAAUGUGGUCAUGCUGGGCAUUGCCGUGGCCGCCGAGAUUCUAGGCGCGGCGAGUGCGCUGUACAUGAACGUCCAUCAGGGCGGCUGGAUCUUCCUGCCGACGGCGUUCUUCGCGGUGAUGGACACCAUCUACCAGACGGAGUGCGUGUCGUUGGUGGGCAAGUAUUUCCGCAGCGAGCUGGAGGAGGCGUCCGCGACGUAUAGAUUCAUUCAGGGACUCGGAAGCUCGCUGAGUUCGUUCGUUACGCCGCUGUUUGUGACCGGGAAUGCGAAUGCGUCCACGCAGGCUCAGCUGACGUGCGAAAUGGGGGUCGCGGUGCUCCUGGCGGUCGUUUCCUAUCUUCUGGUGUGUCUGUUUGUGAAGAUCUAUGGAAAGAAACGCCCGAACUAA
Blastocystis hominis is the source of this 1319-nucleotide messenger RNA. RefSeq lists its product as hypothetical. The record is from RefSeq and is a predicted model, not a curated record. Gene Ontology annotation, biological process: transmembrane transport. Gene Ontology annotation, molecular function: transmembrane transporter activity. Bases 18 to 1319 code for a protein of 433 amino acids. NCBI's taxonomy places the organism in Eukaryota, Bigyra, Opalinata, Blastocystidae. The transcript is spliced from 7 exons.